AUGGAGGACAGAGCUGGUCAGCGAGAGCAAGACAGACCCAGCCUUCGUCUGGAAAAGCUACAGCACUGGGCCAGGCACAGGCUGAGUGGGCAUCUCUUGGUGCUGGCGGUGAGCCAGCUAUGGCUGGCAGUGGCUGUGGUGCCCUUUGGUAUCUCAGUUGCCUGCCUGAACUCUGCUUGUCACAUGGCCACAGCACUGCCACUUGGGCCUGGCGUACUGGGUCUCCUCACUGGGAUUAUAACCCUUGAGCUGCGCAGAGCACCCCGUCUUUGGAAGGUGCACGCCAUGAUGCUAUUCAACACCUUCAAUCUGAUCUUGGGCUUCAUCGUGUUGGUGGUCGAAGUGGUGAAGACAGCCUUGAUGUCUGCCCCAACUGUCCCCUCCCAGCUAACCGGCUUGCUGGUGCUGGAGCUCAGUGCUGAGGCCUUCACCCUAGGGGGAGUGCUGGUCUCAGCAUACUCCCUGUUCCUGCUGAGCCAGAGGAAGCCAGGAUGCUGCUGGAGCCAGAGUCUGCACUACCAGGAGCUGCAGGAGGGUCUCUCAGAAUUAGAGGAAGUUCCUGAUUUGGAGACUGGUCCCACGGUGGCUAGCGGAGCAAACAGAACAAAUGAGUGAGCUGGCAAGGGGAAGCAGACAGGUGUUGCUUUCCUACCUGUUGGGAGCAUUCUCCAGACCCUCCUGCACCCCAUCCCACCGAACUCAAACUAGAUGGAGUCCCCUGAGACCUACUUGAAGUCUGGUGGAGUGCCUUCAAUCUUCACUCAGACUAGGCCCCUUUCUUUUUCCUCCCGUGCUGCGGAAAGCAAUACCUAGACCGAGUUUUAAACCACCUCACCGCCCUGAAAAUCUGCCCGCCUGCAGGAUAUCCUUAAAUCAACUUCCAGCUAGACUCAUUUUCUCCCUUCUAUCCUCACCCUCCUUCCCCACUGCCUCCCCAUCCUGCUCCACAUGUGCCUCAUCUCACUAUUUCCAAGAUUUCCACUUUUCACAAUCCCAUCCACUAAAAACCCGUACAC
Kogia breviceps (pygmy sperm whale) is the source of this 1016-nucleotide messenger RNA. RefSeq names its product transmembrane protein 253 (gene TMEM253). The record is from RefSeq and is a predicted model, not a curated record. NCBI's taxonomy places the organism in Eukaryota, Metazoa, Chordata, Mammalia, Artiodactyla, Physeteridae.